UUCGAAGUUCGUUUUGUCAAUUUCGCACUCGGUAAGCUGUUUUUAGUGUUUUAUCUUUGGAUUCAAUUUGGUUUUCCGAUUAAGUUCAGUUUCUAAAUUAAAUUCGAUUGUCAUGUAUCCGAGGAUUCAUGGUUAAUGGAUCCUUGAAGCAGUUUCUACGGAAGAAAGACAGGACUAUUGAUCGUCGUAAGAGACUCAUCAUAGCCAUGGAUGCUGCAUUUGGAAUGGAGUAUUUGCGUGGAAAGAACAUUGUACAUUUUGAUUUGAAAUGUGAAAAUCUGUUGGUAAAUAUGAGAGAUCCACAGCGUCCAGUGUGCAAGAUUGGUGAUUUAGGCUUGUCAAAGGUUAGACAGCAUACAUUCGUUUCUGGAGGGGUUCGUGGAACUCUACCGUGGAUGGCACCUGAGCUUUUGAGUGGUAAAAGUAACAUGGUAUCUGAAAAGAUUGAUGUCUACUCUUUUGGGAUCGUUAUGUGGAAGUUACUUACUGGUGAAGAACCAUAUGCCGAUAUGCAUUGUGCUUCUAUAAUCGGGGGAAUCGUAAACGACUCUUUACGUCCAACAAUACCAGUAUGGUGUGGUCCAGAGUGGAAGGCUUUGAUGGAGCAGUGUUGGGCCUCUGAUCCUGGACAGACACCUUCGUUUUCUGAAAUAUCUCAGAAGUUGAGGAACAUGGCGGCAGCUAUAAAUGUAAAAUAAAGGUAAACCCGAAGCUAAGAUUUAAACUUUUCCGCCAUCAUACAGGGGAAAAAAUAAAUAAAAAGAGCAUUAAUGCAGUUUAAGGCCAUCCACUGCUUAGGCUAAUAAUACACUGCUAUACCAUUCAUAUGCCUGGGUUACUAGUACUGCCACUGGUUCUAAAGAGUGCAAAUAUGUACACUCUGACCUGUGGGAGGCCGCAUGAUAUGCAAAG
Messenger RNA from Hibiscus syriacus, 912 nucleotides. RefSeq names its product serine/threonine-protein kinase STY8-like. Lineage: Eukaryota; Viridiplantae; Streptophyta; Magnoliopsida; Malvales; Malvaceae. The transcript has 5 exons. Gene Ontology annotation, biological process: signal transduction; protein phosphorylation. Gene Ontology annotation, cellular component: cytoplasm. The record is from RefSeq and is a predicted model, not a curated record. Gene Ontology annotation, molecular function: protein kinase activity; ATP binding. The coding region runs from base 129 to 698 and encodes 189 amino acids.